Molecule: messenger RNA, 1846 nt
Organism: Chenopodium quinoa (quinoa)
Lineage: Eukaryota; Viridiplantae; Streptophyta; Magnoliopsida; Caryophyllales; Amaranthaceae
Exons: 2
Coding region: 437-1600 (387 amino acids)
Source: RefSeq, a predicted model, not a curated record
AUUUCUAUGUGCACCAUGGUGCACAUAAUACUAAUUGUAUUUUUAAAUCUGGAGGGUCAUUUUAUUAGAGCCCGGGUUAUUAACAUAUGUUGUUGUACAUAUACGUUGUUAACCAAAUAAAAAUAUUCGAAUUAUCCAAUUUUUUCAUUUUUUUUUUGUAGGUACUUUAGUUGUAUUGUAUGUAGUUCUUAACGACUAGCUGAGUUGGAUGUAUUAGUAAAGAUAUUAACUGGAUUGGAUAUUAACUGGAUUGGAUGUUCUUAGUAACGUCUAUUUAAUUAUUAAAAAAGAUGUUGCGUAAGAUGUUAACAAUGUAUAAUUAGGUUAUAUGCAAAAUUGGUCUUAGAAGUAUUACCCUUACCCAACUCAGAAGCAAAAUUGGUCUAAAUAAGUAUAUAAUGUGGGACUUAGAAGCAUAACCCUUACCCCUCUAAAUAUGCUCCUAUAUAAAGGCGUGUUGUAUAGGCUCCCUCACCACCAGCCUCCUAAGCAACCGACAUACAAAAUGCCUUCCUCCUCGAAAGCUGAUGUGAUCUCCCAAGGUAUUAGUGACAACAUGAGUGAUGAUGCUGCUUCUCCGAGCAAACCAAGAGAGAAGAUAGCUAGUCUCUCCUCCAGUCAGGAAGAUAGGGCCAAAGUGAAAAAGAGCUUACCAUUUGAGAGUGCAGACAAGGGAAAGGUCGUUGCCCUCACCCCUUCUGACGCCUUACCCCCAGUUGUUGGUAAGGGAAAACGCAAGUCACUUGCCUUAUCCCCAACCAAAGGAGAUAAGGGUAAGGGAAAGGAUGAAGAAGGUAUAUGCAAAGAUAAGAAAGGGAAGGGGGUAAUGUCAUCCAAAAAGGCUAGAAGGUCAUCCCGAAAGAAAAGGAAGCUGGAGUCGAAGAAAGCUUCCUCAAUGUUUGGUGAGGGUGAGGUGCAUCCUUACUAUAGGAAAGAGGUGCUGAAUCCAUGUGUGAAAAGCAAGAUGCUGGCUCAACUGAGGACGUUUUUUGUCCAGGGGAAUGAUGACUCCUCCGGUAGUGACUCCUCCAGCUGCACUGAAGAUGAAUCUGAAGUGCGGCCCACUGUGAGAGAGUCCUCCAAUGCAGGCAACGCGAAUGCUGGUGAAGAGUUUGGGGUGAUUGUGAGGAGCUUAUCACCUGGAGACAUAGGUGUGAUGUACACUAUCACCCUAGAUCAAACCUUUGAUGACAUCUACAACGUCUAUGGUGCUAAACUUGGUUGCCAGCCCACAUCCUUUUGGCUGUCAAAGGAAACAAAUGGUGUGCCUAUUUAUGCGAAAGACACCGCUCGACAAGCUUCAAUUAGGAAUAGAUCAAUUUUAAGCGCCAAUGGGAAGGAUCCAAAAGACAACAUGAAUACAUCAAUGAGGAGGUUCUAUCUUGCUGAUGUCAGUGGGUCUUCCAAGAAGAUGAAGGUCCAAGCACAACUCCAUGUCAAAAUCAAAAAAAUCUACCACAUGGUUGCUGAUAUUUUCAAGGUUGAUGUUAGUCGCAUUGUUCUGUUGCACAAGAACAUGAUCUUAACACCGCAGCACACGGUUCAGAGCGCGGGUAUCAGGAACCGCAAGCGUGUGUAUAUCCUUCCCAUGAAGUGGUAGGAGGUGGAGCGGUGUUCGCCGUUGUUACGGUACUAUCACCUAAAUAAUAUGGACUAGACUUGGUGGCUGAAAUGGUUUCAUGUAGUAAGUUGUUGGAUGAUAUUCUAAAUUGUUGAACUGGAUUUGUUAUGGAAUUGUAGGACUAUAUUCAUGUGUUAAUGGUAUUGUGUAUUGUUAUGGGCUACACUUGUUGUGGUAAUGUAUUGUCUGUAUUUUAUUUUCAAUAUAUGUUUGAAAUGGAAUAGG